Messenger RNA from Arabidopsis arenosa, 1175 nucleotides. The record is from the annotation of a GenBank genome assembly. NCBI's taxonomy places the organism in Eukaryota, Viridiplantae, Streptophyta, Magnoliopsida, Brassicales, Brassicaceae.
CUUUGUGCACUGCUUCAUUCUCUUGAACUUAGUAUUAUCUUGGAGGGAGUUUCUUUUUCUAAGGGAUUAAGCUUGAAUAUAUUGAGUUUUUAAGAUCAUGUCUAUGUCAGUGGAGAUAAGAGUUCCAAACUUGGAUUGUGAAGGAUGUGCUUCUAAGCUUAAGAAGACUCUACUCAAGCUUAAAGGAGUGGAAGAAGUGGAAGUAGAGAUGGAAACUCAAAAAGUGACGGCUCGAGGAUACCGGUUAGAGGAGAAGAAGGUAUUGAAAGCGGUACGACGGGCCGGUAAGGCAGCUGAAUUGUGGCCAUACCGGUUAGGCAAUAGCCAUUUUGCCUCUUUCUAUAAAUAUCCUUCUUAUGUGACCAACCACUAUUACUCUGAUGCACACCGUACCGAUCCCACCGGUGGUGUCCACACUUUUUUCCACACUCCCGCGGUAUACUCCGUUGCGGUGGCCGGCGAUGAGAUCGCGGCUUCGAUGUUUAGUGAUGAUAAUCCUCAUGCUUGUGAAGAAAUGAAGCACAACAAUGUUAUCCCCAAUGGACACUUCAAAAAGAAGUGGGAACACUAUGUGAAGACUUCGUUCAACCAACCUGCCAUGAAAACCAGAAGAAGAAUUGUGAGGCAGAAUAAGGCUGUGAGGAUCUUUCCCCGUCCCACUGCUGGACCUCUCCGACCUGUUGUACAUGGUCAGACUCUUAAGUACAACAUGAAAGUCAGAGCCGGUAAAGGAUUCACUCUUGAAGAGCUUAAGGCUGCUGGUAUUCCCAAGAAGUUGGCUCCUACAAUAGGUAUUUCUGUUGACCAUCAUCGCAAGAACCGAUCUUUGGAGGGCUUACAAUCCAAUGUCCAGAGGCUGAAAACGUACAAGGCUAAGUUGGUUAUCUUUCCGCGCCGUGCCCGCACGGUCAAGGCUGGUGAUGCUGCACCACAAGAGUUGGCCAAUGCAACACAAGUCCAAGGAGACCACAUGCCUAUUUUUCGUGAGAUGCCAACAAUGGAGCUUGUUAAGCUGACUUCUGACAUGAAAUCGUUCAAUGCUUAUAACAAGAUCUGUUUAGAGCACAUGAAUCAGAGACAUGCUGGUGCUAGAGCCAAGAGAACUGCUCAGGCUGAGAGAGAAGAGAAGAAGUGAGGAUCUUUCUUCGUAGUUUAAAGAAAUUUUUGUGCUUUUU